Monoraphidium neglectum is the source of this 1044-nucleotide messenger RNA. RefSeq names its product Programmed cell death protein 2. Lineage: Eukaryota; Viridiplantae; Chlorophyta; Chlorophyceae; Sphaeropleales; Selenastraceae. The record is from RefSeq and is a predicted model, not a curated record. The transcript is spliced from 6 exons. The coding region runs from base 1 to 1044 and encodes 347 amino acids.
AUGCCGCGGGAAGAGCACUCAGACGAUGAGGGUGAUCUGGUCGAGUGGAACUUGGGCUAUGCAGAAAUCCCAGAGCGGCCAGCGGACCUGCUGCGCCACCGCUUCCCAAGCAAAAUCGGCGGCCGUCCGGCAUGGCUGGACCCCGUGCACCUGCCCAGCCGCGCCCAACUGACGUGCGGCGCCACGGGUGCGCCGAUGCGCUUUUUGCUGCAGGUCUACAGCCCGCUGGAUGACGAACCCUGCGCCUUCCACAGAUCGCUGUUCGUCUUCGCCUCACAGCGCGGCGACAAGCUCGCGGCCGCCGGCGCGGUGCGCGCGCUCAGGUGCCAGCUGCCGCGCGACAACCCGUACUACCCGCCCGUCGCGCCGGGGCCGGACGACUUGACACCGCCGCAGCUUUCGGAACCAGACGCGGCCGCCGCAGCAGAGGCAGACCCUUGGGGUUCAUAUGCGGCCGAGCGCGCGGCAGCGGCAGCGGCGGCGGCGGCAGGCGCGGGCGCCGGCCCCGCGUCAGCAGCAGCAGAGGCGGCAGCAGCGGGUGCGGCCCCAGCGCCCGCGCCCGGCGGCGGCGACGGCAGCGGCGGCGGCGACGUGAAGUUGUUCAAGGAGUUUGAGUUGGUGGUGGAGCCAGAGCCCGAGGAGGACGAGGCCACCCCCGAGGUCCAGCGCGCCCGCCUCCGCCGCCGCCGAGCGCCGCCCGCCGCCCGCCCGCGGGCCGCGCCUGACGUGCGCAGGGUGCUCGACAGCUACAACGCGCGCGUGGCGGAGGAGGGGGAGUACGACGACGAGGAGCUGCCGCCAGACGUGCUGGAGGCGCUGGAGGACAAGGGCCGCGCACACUUCGCGGUGCGCCGCAGCGGCGGCGGCGCGGCCUGGGCUGGGGCGCCUGCAUUGGGGCGCCUGGGCGCCGCACCAGGAGACCUGGGGCCUGCCCCAGGCACGGCUGGGGCCUGGGCGCAGCCGGCGCGCAGCAGGCUGGGGUCGACGGCGCGGCUAGAUUACGGCGGUGGUCUCGAGCCAGUCGCAGCAAACAGCGACGCUUAA